This is a messenger RNA of Oryza brachyantha (malo sina), 1760 nucleotides long. Its product is annotated as myb family transcription factor IPN2-like. The transcript has 6 exons. Lineage: Eukaryota; Viridiplantae; Streptophyta; Magnoliopsida; Poales; Poaceae. Bases 329 to 1417 code for a protein of 362 amino acids. Gene Ontology annotation, molecular function: DNA-binding transcription factor activity; DNA binding. The record is from RefSeq and is a predicted model, not a curated record.
AACUAAAGCAACACAAAGACUCAAAGAGAGGUGUAGAGAGAGAGAGAGAGAGAGGGAGAUGAGAUGAGAGCAUACCAGGAAAGAAGCUAGUAGAGAGAUCAAGUGCUGUGUGUGGUGUGGUCGUCGUCGUCGUCGUCGUAGCAGCAGCAGCAGUACAGCUUGUACCAACGCACCGUCCUCUCCUCGAUCCUCGUUCUGCGUGCCGGGGCGAACCCUAUUCCUUUGUUCUUGAAUCUCUUCCAAAUCUGUAGCAGAUAGAGAGAGAAGGGGGGAGAUCUAGAGAGAGAGAGAUUUAAGAGGAGGAGGAAAGGAGAGCUAGGAGAAUAGAAUGUUCCCUGCAGCUUCGUCCUCCUCCUCCUCCAAGAAGCAGCAACAAGUCAGCGGCGGCGGCGGCGGCGCGGCCGUGGCAGCCAGCUCGAACGACCGGCCUCUGUGCGUGCAGGGCGACUCCGGCCUCGUCCUCACCACCGACCCCAAGCCCCGCCUCCGCUGGACCGUCGAGCUCCAUGACCGCUUCGUGGACGCCGUCACCCAGCUCGGCGGCCCGGACAAGGCAACUCCAAAGACGAUCAUGAGGGUCAUGGGAGUCAAGGGCCUUACACUCUACCAUCUCAAGAGCCAUCUUCAGAAAUUCAGACUUGGGAAGCAGCACAAGGAUUUCAACGACCACUCGGUUAAGGAUGCAAUGGACAUGCAACGGAACGCAGCGUCAUCGUCUUCUGGCAUAAUGGGAAGAAGCAUGAACAAUGACCGCAGCGUGCAUGUGAAUGAGGCACUAAGGAUGAAGAUGGAAGUUCAGAGAAGAUUCCAUGAACAAGUAGAGGUCCAAAAGCACCUUCAGAUGAGGGUUGAGGCCCAGGGAAAAUACAUGCAGUCCAUCAUGGAGAAAGCAUACCAAGCCCUGGCGUCAGGCGAUUGCGCCACGUGGCACGCAGGAUACAAAUCUCUAGACAACCAAGCUAUUCUUGACAUCGGCAGCUCUAUGAACUUUCCAUCUCUGCAGGAUCUGCAGCUGUAUGGAGGGAGCCAUCUCGACCUGCAGCAGCAGAUGAUGGAGAUCAGGCAAAUGGAUAGCUUCUUGGCGUUCAACGAGAUCGGUUGCAUUGGGCCAGUGGAUCACAGUAAGAGCCCUAGCCAUUACAGCUCCGCCGCCGGCAAGAGCCCCAUGAUGUGGCCCGUCGCCGCCGAUGAGCAGGCGAAGAUCUCCGGCGAUGAUGAUCAGCUCCAGAUGGCGGCGGCGUCGACGAUGAUGGAGGCGUCCGGCGGCAACAGCGUCAUGGACGCCAUCACCAUGUCAGGAGGAGACUCCAUGGGCAGCAGAGGCUUCGAGGGUCAGAGCUCGAAGCUUGAUCACAUGAGAUCAUCACCUCCACAGCAAUUGCAAACACCUGUAGGAACAUCUCGUAUGGGUAACUAAUAAUUGAUGGUCAAGAUGUGAUUAAUUAAUUAAUUAGCUGCAUGUUUUGUGGUGAGCCAGCAGGCUGAACUCUUGCAUGAUCACUGAAUAAGCAUGUAACUGUGUUGUUGUUAUUAGUUGGGGGUAUAUAGUAUUGUGCAUUAUGCACAGUUCAAUUAGGAUGCAUCCACGCAUGCAAUUAAGUUCUUGAGAUGUGCUAUAACACAUUAAUUGUUGUCAGUUUCGAUCUUUUGUGGGUGGUCUAGAUAAUUAGCUAGAUGUGAUUACAUUCUUAAUUUUGGUUUAAAUUAAAGUUUGUACAUUUUAGAUAAUUUGCAUGAUUUGAUUGUAUCAUAUGUGAACA